AUGGGCUUCCAUCUUAAGGGUACGAAGCUUUCCUUAGGCGUUGCAUUCACCACGUCCUACGGGUUCCUUCUCUUUAGGUAUGACCAAGGAGUCUUUAGUGGCUUAAUUGAGAAUGGAGACUUCCAGAACACCUUCAACCAACCAAGUCAAAUGGCAAUUGGGCAGAUUACGGCAACCUAUAACCUCGGGUGUUUCUUCGGUGCGAUAUUCUGUAUAGCCUACGGCGAUCGAAUCGGUCGUCGACUAUCCAUCGGACUAGGAUGCCUCGUUCUCACGGUCGGGGCAGUGAUACAAACCACAUCGUUCAGCAUAGCGCAGAUGAUCGUCGGUCGAUUCAUUACGGGACUCGGAAAUGGCCUCAACACAACUACAAUUCCCAGAUUUCCGAUUGCCUUCCAAAUCUUCUACGCCCUUAUUACAACCCUCCUUCUUCCGUGGCUCCCCGAUUCCCCUCGUUGGCUCAUUCAAAAGGGCCGUUUUGAGGAGGCAAAAGCCGUUACUACCCGACUUCAUGCCAAAAGUAUUCACAAUCCCGAGCUGUUGUCCUUACACGAGGCAUCUACUCAGGGUAUUCAGCAUGAACUUAAGGUUUCCAAGGUCAGCUGGCGUGCCCUCCUACAAAGUGACAGCCUACAUACCCGACGGAGAGUUCUCUUAGGGAUAGGAACCCAGUUAAUGCAGCAGUGGGGAGGCAUCAACGCAAUCAAUUACUACCUACCCGUUGUGUUCACCUCUCUACACGUCUCUCGACAAAUGUCGCUUAUCCUUUCUGCCUACAAUGCCAUCAAUGUUAUGAUUUUCACUACGGUGGCCAUCACCGUGAUUAAGAUAAUUGGUCGAAAGCGACUUAUGAUAUAG
This is a messenger RNA of Penicillium egyptiacum, 858 nucleotides long. NCBI's taxonomy places the organism in Eukaryota, Fungi, Ascomycota, Eurotiomycetes, Eurotiales, Aspergillaceae. The record is from the annotation of a GenBank genome assembly.